This is a messenger RNA of Geodia barretti, 520 nucleotides long. The record is from the annotation of a GenBank genome assembly. NCBI's taxonomy places the organism in Eukaryota, Metazoa, Porifera, Demospongiae, Tetractinellida, Geodiidae.
AACGAUUUUAGAGUAUGUUUUGGUAUAAUACAUGUGUACGAAUAACAGAAUGAUACAGAAUAGAGAUGGUGAAAAAUAUUUUUGAGGGUGUGGUGGAACAAAAGGUGAAAAUGAUAGGUGGGUGUGGUCAAGGAUCUUGAUGGGAUCGUUUGAGAGGGGCGUGGUCAGUUGAAAAAGGUGGGUGUGAUUGAAGGGUGUGUAUAGCCAGUUGAAAAUGAGUGGGUGUAAGUCAGUUGAAGAGGUCCCCCACGGAGGGCAGGGGGGCAAGGGACCCGUGGGAACUGGUGGGGAGUUUGGAGAGGUCUGGGAGCCUGGCCAGUUUCAGAGUCAGCUCCUCCUUCACUCCCGUCACCCUCUCCAGCUUCGCCUGGUAGUGCUGUGCACCAGGAGAGAGGAGAGAGCAAACUUGUCGUGUAAAAAUGGCACCACUGCAGAACUCGAAAGAGCAAUCAGCAUACCGUAGUUCACUGCAGAACACUGACUGCCUAGUCAGAGAGGUGUCCUGAUUAGUCAAUAUGAA